Messenger RNA from Besnoitia besnoiti, 573 nucleotides. Its product is annotated as AP2 domain transcription factor AP2IV-1. Gene Ontology annotation, biological process: regulation of DNA-templated transcription. Gene Ontology annotation, molecular function: DNA-binding transcription factor activity. The coding region runs from base 1 to 573 and encodes 190 amino acids. The record is from RefSeq and is a predicted model, not a curated record. Lineage: Eukaryota; Apicomplexa; Conoidasida; Eucoccidiorida; Sarcocystidae. The transcript has a single exon.
AUGUCGACACCAGGCUGUAGCAGCGGCCGGCUAGGCUUGUUUUGCAGAAGUUUCGGGACCCAGCGUGUGGUUCAGAAACGCCGCCACCAGAUGCGCAUUCUUCAUCCCUCGCAAACUCCUUACGUUCCGUGUGAGCAGCGGCCGCCUCCAAUUCCGCACUCUCUGACCGCUUCCAGCACGGUGAAACGGCUCUUGAACAACAACACGAUAGCUGCAAAGGAGGCGGCCAAACGAAUCAACUGGGAUGCUUACAUAUCCCACCAGCGAGGAGUCCGCUGGCAUCCGCAGGGCGCGUGGCGUGUGCAGUUCUCCAGGCGAAACCACGAACGAAAUUUCUUUGUUCGCUGUGAAUGUUAUUUUAGGGUGGGUAUCUAUGGCUUCCAAAUGGCUAAGGACCUCGCCAUCCGAUAUCGACGGAGACUCGAGAAAGAAUGGGAAGAACUCGAGGAGCAAUGGAUGAAACUGGACAUUCUUGAGGCAGAACAGCGGGCGAAGAGCCGGGAGAGGAAAGAAGAACGCCUGCUCCUGGGCGAGGAUGAGCCGGAGGACAGUCAACCAAGGGGGAAGGAGUGA